Molecule: messenger RNA, 1608 nt
Organism: Colletotrichum spaethianum
Lineage: Eukaryota; Fungi; Ascomycota; Sordariomycetes; Glomerellales; Glomerellaceae
Product: cytochrome P450 monooxygenase fum15
Exons: 4
Coding region: 1-1608 (535 amino acids)
Molecular function (GO): iron ion binding; monooxygenase activity; oxidoreductase activity, acting on paired donors, with incorporation or reduction of molecular oxygen
Source: RefSeq, a predicted model, not a curated record
AUGGAAUAUUUGAAACCAACCUGGUACCAUGAAGUCCUGCUACUAGGGGCUUUGUCUGCGUUAUCAACUUUGCGCGAGUCUCCUGUGCAGACCAUAGCUCGAUACCUUCUCACUGUUGCAGUCGCAAGGCAUCUCGCCAAAGGCAUCUACAAUGUCUUCAUCUAUCCAUACUUCUUUUCACCGUUAAGGCAUCUACCCGGCCCCAAGGAUCAUCACUUCUUGCUCGGCGAUCUGAUCAACCAGGCACGCUCUGGAAACCCCAUUGAGCCGUACCUUUCGUGGACAAGAAAGUGGCCGAAUGAGCCUUUCAUUAAAUUUACUGGUUUUGGCAACGCCGAUUGUUUGCUCAUCAACAGCCUUGAGGCCUACAAAGAGAUUUUCCAGACGAAGAGUUACUCCUUCGUCAAGGCUCAAUUCAAUACCAGAGUCAUUGUCCAGGUCACGGGCACUGGCAUGGCCUUUGCAGAGGGUGAUGCGCACAAGUCUCAAAGAAAGCUGUUGUCACCCCAGUUUGCGCUUAGCAACGUGAAGAGAGCAAUUCCGCUCUUCAAGAGCAAAGGAAAGGAGCUCAUUGAGCACUUUCACCACCAAAUCAAGUCUCAAGAUGGCAUCACGGAUGUUUCUUCUGCCUACGGCCGUGUCACACUUGAUAUCGUUGCGUGGUUCACUCUUGGAAUCGACCUUGAGAGUACCUUGUCGACCUCGCUGUUCCACGAAGCCUACCACAAGAUGUUCGACCCCUCGGCUUUUGGUGCAUUUCUCAUGGUCAUGAACGCCUACAUCCCUGGAACACGAGCACUUCCGUUCGAAGAGAACCAGGAAUUCAAUGCCUGUAGCGAAAGUGUUCGUUCGAGACUGAAAGAAAUCAUCCAGCAACGUGUGAAAGAGAUCGAUUCGGGCUUGAUUGAUGUUAGCGAGAAGCCCGAUCUUCUGACACACAUGAUCUUGGAGUCGCGAGCCAUCGGUGACCCAUGGUCUGAGGCUAAGAUUCUUGAGAACUCCAUGAACGUCUUGGUUGCUGGGCAUGAGACUUCAGCAACGACAUUGACCUGGGCAUCCCAUACCUUCACUCUUUACCCGCAUAUUCAAGAAAGAGCUAGAAAGGAAGUCCUCGACCUAUUGGCAAGGAAGCCUGAUCCGGACUAUAUGGACCUAGACAGCCUACACUACAUCGACAACAUCAUCAAGGAGACUCUUCGAUUCUACGCACCUGGUGUCCUGGCAGCAAGAGAGCCCGUCAACGACAUCGACGUCUGCGGGACUGUCUUGCCCAAGGGCACAUUAUGCUACCUCUUCCCGGCUUUGGUUACUCGAAGCUCUCGUAUCUGGGGUGAGGACGUGGAUGAAUUCAACCCGGAUCGUUGGGACCGACUCACUGGCGAGGCCACUAACCCUCAUUCGUUCGCAACGUUCUUGGUUGGGCCCCGACAGUGCAUUGGCAAAGUGUUUGCUUUGUUGGAGAUCAAGGUCCUUCUUGUGGAGAUGCUGAGCAACUUCAAGUUCGAAGCUGCCGUGGAUCCUAAAGACAUUAAACUUGUGAACCCCAGCCCUGUUCUGAGACCGCAAGGUGGUUUGAAGAUCAAGAUUCUUCCUAUUGAAAGGACCUGA